Scheffersomyces stipitis CBS 6054 is the source of this 489-nucleotide messenger RNA. RefSeq lists its product as uncharacterized. Gene Ontology annotation, molecular function: carbonate dehydratase activity; zinc ion binding. NCBI's taxonomy places the organism in Eukaryota, Fungi, Ascomycota, Pichiomycetes, Serinales, Debaryomycetaceae. The coding region runs from base 1 to 489 and encodes 162 amino acids. The transcript has a single exon. The record is from RefSeq and is a predicted model, not a curated record.
AUGUCCGAAGCUCAGAAGUUCGAACAGGCCAACGUCCAUUACGCUGACCAAUUCACCAAGGGAGACUUAGCCUUACCUCCUGCAAGGAAGGUAGCCGUCGUGAUUUGUAUGGAUGCUAGAAUUGACCCAGCCAAGGCUUUAGGCUUGAGCGAAGGUGAUGCUCACGUCAUCCGAAAUGCUGGUGGUAGAGCUUCCGACGCUUUGAGAAGUGUCAUCAUCUCUCAGAGAUUGUUGGGAACCAGAGAAAUUGUUGUUGUCCACCAUACGGACUGUGGGAUGUUAACCUUCUCUGAUGAACAGUUGAGAGGAAUUGUCAAGAAGGAAACGGGACACAGUGUGGACCAUUUCGCCUUCUUACCAUUCAGCGACUUGGAGGGUAGUGUCAAGGAGGAUGUUGAAUUUCUCAAGAACAGUCCUUUGGUGUUGGAUGUUCCCGUUUCUGGAUAUGUCUACGACGUCAAGACCGGUAAGGUGAAGAAGGUUGCUUAG